Molecule: messenger RNA, 2151 nt
Organism: Kogia breviceps (pygmy sperm whale)
Lineage: Eukaryota; Metazoa; Chordata; Mammalia; Artiodactyla; Physeteridae
Product: melanoma-associated antigen B1-like
Biological process (GO): negative regulation of transcription by RNA polymerase II
Cellular component (GO): nucleus
Source: RefSeq, a predicted model, not a curated record
AUGCCUCAGUAUCAGAAGCAGUGGUGCUGCACACAUGAGCAAUGCUUCCAGGCCCUCAAGGAGACCCAGAGACUCAAAGUCAGGGGUGUUGAUAGGCACCUCAUCAAGCAGGACUCCAGUGGUCAAAGAGAGGAACAAAGCAGGGACCAAGGUUUGCGGAGGGGAAACUGCUCAGCUGUUUGCAAGGAUGAGGUAUUUCUCAGGAAACCUUUAAUCCAAGAGGCAGGAGCCAAGAGGAAGGCCUCAGGAACCACCCGCCCCAGAACAGAGAAGUCCAGUCCCACAAAUCCCCCAAAUGCUGUCAGCCCUGGGACGCCCAGGACAGAUAGCCUCCGGGAAGUGAGGGCUUUGUUUGGAGGCUGGAGGACUCGGGACCAUAGAGGCAGGGGUUCCCAGGCUCUGAUAGACGGCACCGGCAGGACGCAGGGACCGCUGGCCCCUGAACAGUGGGCGUCCCCGCAGAGCCCCGCCCCUGCCGUCAGCCCUCGGAGACCCCACGCAGGGCCGGAUGCGGCUGCUCCCGACUUCCGCUUCGGAAGCGAGGGGCCCGACCGGUCGCCGCGGCGUGUGUUCGGCCGAGCGUGGGUUUUCAGGACUCGUCCGGAGCCAAGGGAGGUGAGGAAGCUCGUUGAUGGGAGUGUGGGCUCAGGUCAGCAGCCGGAGGGUUUCCAGGUAAUGCCAGGAACCAAGGAGAGGACCCUGAGAGUUGAGGGGACCACCUACACCACAAUAGCAGAUGAGAUCCUUCGUCUGAAGGUGCCACACCAGGGGCAGAAAGAGGGGGGGGUCCCAGACCCUUGGUAUCGACAAGAUGAGGGCGCUGAAUGGUUGAGGACCAACGAGUGCAGGACAGAGCAGGCCCCACAGAACUCCACAGGCAGGGCUGGCAGGCUGCAGCCUGAGGCUGACCACUCUCACUUCUUACACUGGCUUCUCCGGGGACAGGCUGACCAAGAACAAGAGCCUAGUGGUCCCUAGAGCAGUGCCGUCAAGGAAACGUGCAGAGCGGCCUUCUUCAAGUCAGGGAGGUACCUCCCUGCUGGAGGUGCUCACACCCUCUCACCUUCCCUCCUCCAGGUUCCAGCAUCACCUGCUCUCCUGCCCACUCUAGUCAUGCCUCGGGGGCGGAAGAGUAAGCUCCGUGCCCGUGAGAAGCGCCACCAGGCCCGGAGGGAGACCCAGAGUCUCGGGGGUGCUGCGGCCACGGCAGCAGAGAUAGAAGAGGCGCCCUCGUGCCCCGCUUCCAUUUCUCGGGGUGCUCCCCCGAGCCCCCCUGCUGCGGGCACUCGCCAGGAGGCUCAGGGAGCCCCAGCCCCUAGCUCUCGUGCUGCAGGGGUCUCAGGCCCAGGAUCUGAUGUACGUGCCAAGGGCAAGGUUAAGGCAAGGCAACAUUCCUCCCAGGCCUCAGCCUCCGGUGAGAGCUCUCACAGAGAUCUUCUAGCCAAGCGGGUGGGAAUGUUGACAACAUUCCUCCUGGAGAAGUAUGAAAUGAAAGAGCCCAUUUUAAAGGCAGACAUGCUGAAGCUUGUGACCAAGAGGUAUAAGGGGAAGUUCCCUGAGAUCCUCAGGAGAGCCGCUGAGUGCAUGGAGCUGGUCUUUGGCCUUGACUUGAAGGAAGUCAAGCCGAGUGGUGGUUCCUAUGCCCUUGUCAGCAAGCCAGAUCUCACCGAUGACGACGGCAGCCUGAGGAGUGGCUGGCGGCUUCGGAAGAAUGGGCUCCUGAUGACUAUCCUGUGUGUGAUCUUCUUGAAUGGCGACCGCGCCUCUGAGGAGGAGAUCUGGGAAUUCCUGAAUAUUUUAGGCAUCUGUGAUGGAAUGAAGCAUUCAAUCUUCGGGGACCCCAGGAAGCUUAUCACAGAAGAUCUGGUGCAGGAAAAGUACCUGGUGUACCGUCAGGUGCGCAACAGCGAUCCCCCACGCUAUGAGUUCCUGUGGGGCCGCAGAGCCCGUGCUGAAACCAGCAAGAUGAAAGUGCUGGAGUUUGUGGCCAAGGUCACUGGUACCGUCCCCAGAGCUUUUCCAGUCUAUUAUGAAGAGGCUUUGAGAGACGAGGGACAGAGAGCCCGAGCCAGAGCUGCGGCCAGGGCUCUUACUCGUGUCAAGGCCAGCGCGCGUUCCGAGGUCGUGUCUAGCAGUUCCUCCCACCCUUAG